Messenger RNA from Ochotona princeps (American pika), 504 nucleotides. RefSeq names its product oocyte secreted protein family member 4B (gene OOSP4B). NCBI's taxonomy places the organism in Eukaryota, Metazoa, Chordata, Mammalia, Lagomorpha, Ochotonidae. The transcript is spliced from 5 exons. The record is from RefSeq and is a predicted model, not a curated record. Bases 1 to 504 code for a protein of 167 amino acids.
AUGAAGUCCUCUCUGCUCUUAGCAGUGACUUCAAUAUGUUCUGAUGACUGGUUGAUAGCCAGGAUCAAAAGGAAACCCUUUGAUAAUGACACAGAAGUUGGAAUUGGCGACAUCCACCUGGGAAACAACUGUCUUGUGACAAAGAUACUGUCAUUCAGUUAUGAGUUUUCUUACUCUGUCACUCACUGUGGAAUCAAGAAAUUUGUAUUCCAAGGCAUUGAUGCUUUCAUACUAUCGGAGAUCAAUUACAGACCAAGACUGGAUACCACCUAUGCCUUCCCUGUAGUUUGCUUUGUAAAGAGACUUGAGUUUCCGUCUCUGGCACCCUUUGGGAUGAACGGGCAUGAAAUCAAUCUCUUGAGUGAUAGAGUUCAAGUAACAAGUGCAGCGCAACAGUUAUUUGUUCCCCCACACAGUGAGAACGAUGAACCGCGUGUUAGUGUUCUGAAGGAGCAGAUGGGUCACUGUGUUGACAAUGCCUGUACCAAGGCUUCUCCUCCCUGA